AUGGAACAAGGGAGAACAAUUCAUUCUUUAUUACUAAAAUCUGGACUUUUUCAGGAUAGAUUUGUUGAAAGUUCUCUAAUUGACAUCUAUUGUAAAUGUGAAAAGAUAGGCGAUGCAAAGAAAACAUUCAGCAGUAUGUCUACAGACAAUUUAGCUGCUUGGAAUGCCAUGAUGAUGGGAUAUGCACAACAUGGUUGUUGUCGAGAAGUUUUCAAGAGUUUUGAUGAAAUGCUCAAAUUUGUAGUAGAACCAGAUGAGAUAACUUAUCUCAAACAUUAUGCCUGCAUGGUUGAUAUGCUUGGUCGAGUGGGACUUCUUGAAGAUGCAAAGGAGAUGAUAGAUCAUAUGCCCAUUCAACAUGACAUUCAUUUAUGGCGAAUUCUUCUUUCAGCAUGCAACAUCCACAGACAUGUUGACUUGCAGCUAGUAAAACUUCUGGAGCUGCAACCUGAAAAUGAAUCUGUUUAUAUUCCUCUAUCAAAUCUGUAUGCUUCUGCUGGCAUGUGGAAUGUUGUUGGAAAAUUGAGAAAAGAGAUGAAAGAAAAAGUACUACGCAAAGAACCGGGUUCUAGCUGGAUUCAAGUAGGAGGAACAAUCCACAACUUUUUUGUCGAUGACAUCUCACAUCCUCAAAACAAAGAAAUUUACAUGGAAUUUGGAAGGCUAUAUGGACAAAUGUUAGCUUUGCCGGAGUUGAAACAAAAUGGCGGUUUUCUAUGA
Messenger RNA from Jatropha curcas, 720 nucleotides. NCBI's taxonomy places the organism in Eukaryota, Viridiplantae, Streptophyta, Magnoliopsida, Malpighiales, Euphorbiaceae. The record is from RefSeq and is a predicted model, not a curated record.